CCUUUCCUCCCAAAAAGUGGCCGCGGAAAAUUUCGAAUUCCCCCCACCCGUCGUCGGCGGCGACCGCGGGUGCCCAAGCCCAACCCCCCGCCGCCGCUCCCCUCGCCGUCCGCCGACCCACACCACCACCACUCAGGACCCCCUCAUACCAGGCAUGGAGGAGAGCGACGAGACCGCCGUGGAGGCGGCGCUGGGGCUGAGCGCCUCGUUCUUCGUCAACUCGGUCCUCAACGCGGUCGACGACGUCCGCUACGGGGCCUUCGAGUACUGCCUCCAGGAAGGCGCCCCCGAGGCCGUCGGCGCCGCCAUGGCGACCCAGAAGGCCGAGGAGCUGGAGCGGGGUGUAAUCAGCAUUCACAACUUGGUGAAGGAUGUAUUGGAUAAGAGAAUGAGCAAUUGGGAGAAAUACUGCCUUCGACAUUGUUUCGCAAUACCUGAAGGAUUCCUGACACGUGAAGAUGAUAUUCCUGCAAAAAAAUCACUCAAUGAUGGGAAUUCUGAUUCGGAUCUCGAUGCUGAACUUGUUUCUCUUAGGAAAAAACUUGAAGAUGCUAACAAUGAAUCUGAAGAACUUCAAAAAGAGCUUUCUUCCUUAGAAAGACAAGCUGAGUGCCAGAGAAAUUUGGAUUCCUCUAUGGCUGAAUUAUUGAAGGUGUUUGAAAGCAAGGCCUUUCAAGACAAUUUUCAAGAUCUUGUGAACGUAAUACCACUAUUUCAGCGGAAACUGGAAGGUAUGAAAAGGAAGAUUGUUGAGAACAUUGACGAUCAAAUUGAUUGGAACGUCAAUGGACACCACAAGCGGUUAGCAUCAGGUUUCACUGCCAGAACAGAAGACAGUCAAGAUGUUGUGAAUGUCUUAAAGAAGUAUUAGUAGCUCCCACUUUUAUGCGACCUGUGCGAUAACAGGACGCCUGCUAUGUGCUAUCCUUCGUAGCACGGGAUAAGCUGGUUAUAUGUUUGGACUCUUGCUAACUGAGUACCGCCAAUGCAGAUCUUCAAUGUAAUCCUGAACUGCGAUUCCUUCCGAACAAUUUGUACGUAAACGUAAAGUACAUGGGCUUUCCAUAAUUGGUUUAUACGUGGUUAUUUCUCCGGAUGGCCGGAUAGAACCACUAUCGUAUUGUUCA
Oryza sativa Japonica Group (Japanese rice) is the source of this 1127-nucleotide messenger RNA. RefSeq names its product protein MIS12 homolog. NCBI's taxonomy places the organism in Eukaryota, Viridiplantae, Streptophyta, Magnoliopsida, Poales, Poaceae. Gene Ontology annotation, cellular component: nucleus; chromosome, centromeric region; MIS12/MIND type complex. The record is from RefSeq and is a predicted model, not a curated record. Gene Ontology annotation, biological process: mitotic sister chromatid segregation; mitotic cell cycle; kinetochore assembly.